AUGGGCGCCUUGUACUAUGGUGCGGGUGGUCUCACGUCUUUUCUGACAGUAGUCGGGUUAUACAUGCUCUUUACCGGGAGCGGCGAGGCUUUCAACGUUGGAGCUUUCUUGGAAUCGGUAUCGCCAUACACAUGGGCAUCUACGGGUAUCGCUCUUUGCAUCGGCUUGUCCGUCGUCGGCGCAGCACUGGGCAUCUUCAUCACGGGCUCGUCUAUUCUCGGCGCCGGCGUCAAGGCACCACGAAUCCGAACCAAGAACUUGAUCUCCAUCAUCUUCUGCGAAGUCGUCGCCAUCUACGGCGUCAUCAUGGCCAUCGUGUUCUCGUCCAAGGUCACCUACACGACCGGCGACAAGCUGUUUGACGCCAACAGCUACUACACGGGCUUCGCCUUGUUCUGGUCGGGCUUGACCGUGGGAGGUUGCAACCUGGUUUGCGGUAUUGCUGUUGGCAUCAACGGCAGUGGAGCUGCGCUGGCCGAUGCGGCUGAUGCCUCUCUAUUCGUCAAAAUUCUUGUCAUCGAAAUCUUCAGCUCCGUUCUAGGUCUCUUCGGCCUGAUCAUCGGUCUCCUGGUGUCGGGCAAAGCGGAAGGCUUCGGUACCACCGCAUUCCUGGGCAAGGCCCUCGUGUAA
Messenger RNA from Anthostomella pinea, 630 nucleotides. NCBI's taxonomy places the organism in Eukaryota, Fungi, Ascomycota, Sordariomycetes, Xylariales, Xylariaceae. The record is from the annotation of a GenBank genome assembly.